Messenger RNA from Naegleria gruberi, 1986 nucleotides. RefSeq lists its product as uncharacterized. The transcript has 2 exons. The coding region runs from base 1 to 1986 and encodes 661 amino acids. Lineage: Eukaryota; Heterolobosea; Eutetramitea; Acrasida; Naegleriidae. Gene Ontology annotation, biological process: cristae formation. The record is from RefSeq and is a predicted model, not a curated record.
AUGAAAGAAAAGAUUAAAGACUUGUUCGGAAAAAAGGAUGGUGUUGAAAAUAUUAAAGAACACAUCCAGGAUGAAAUUGAAGAUAGUGAUGAUGAAGGUGUUGAAAUUGAAGAAAUUUAUAAAAAGAAGAGAACCUAUUAUGAAGUAUUGGGUAUUAAAAAGACAGCAACACAAAAAGAGAUUACAGAUGCGUUUAGAAAAAAGUCUAGAAAAUGCCAUCCAGAUGUUCAAAGAUUAACUCCCGAACAAAAGAAGAUUUUCAAACCAAAAGAAUUGGAAGAAUAUUUUGAAGAAAAACAAAAACAACUUAAUGAAGCCUAUGAAGUACUUUCAAAUGAAAGAAAAAGGGCACAAUAUGAUGUACUAGGAAAAUGUAUUACUUCGCUUGUAUUAGUUGAUGAUUCUGAAAAUGUAAAUUUUCAAGAAUUAAAAGAAAGAUAUAAGAAUUACAAAAGAGAACAACGUAAAAUUCAUCGUGAUACAAAAACUCAAGGAAGUAGUUCUGCAACACUAGGUGUAGAUUUAGCUGGAAUGUUUUUAAGUGAAGAGGAAUCUGAACAAAUUGUUGAAGAGGAUGGUAAAACAUAUCGUGUCAUUAUUCCAAAAGUUUCAUUUACAAAUUCUUCAUUUUCACAAUCAUUCCAAACACCAAUUACAAAAUUAGAUACUGUUCUAUUUCAUGGAAAUGCAAAUUGUGAUCAAUUAGAAUCAGAAAAUGUUGCUCAUACAAUUGCUGUUCAAUGGAGACAUGUUAUGGAUCCAACAAAGGAAUCAACUCAAAUGGAUCUUGCAACUAUUUAUUCAAGUCAAAAUCCAACUGAUUUAUCAAUUGUUGCUUCUGGAAGUACAAAAUUAUCAGAAUUUAGUCAAGGUUCAAUGCAAUGGGUAGGUCAAUUUAAUGGUGUUAGUCCUACUGUUUUAAAUUGGUUAACUGUUGCUGGGUUCCAAGUUGUUUAUAAGAGACAAUUAUUUUCUGAUAAUACUUUAAGUGGAUCAAUACUUUUCAGUUUCCCUAGGGAUAAUAAUGUUACAUUUACGCUAGAUAAGAGUUUUGUACAUGAUGGAUCUUCAAUUUCUUCAGAAUUAAGAAUUGGUGCUGCUAGUUCUCAUAUUUCAUGUGAAUUUAGAAGAAAUUUACCUGAAUGGUUACGAAAUGCAAUUGUUAGAUCAAAAUCUGAAGAAGAAGAGGAUGAUAUUGAAUUAGUAUCGGAUUUAACACUGUCGACAACAGAUUUUGUUAGUGAAUAUGAUCUUGGAUUUAAUAUACUUUUAGUUAAACCAGUUGCAGAGGAUACAGAAAUAGGUUUUGGAGUUGGAGCUAGUAUUCAAGAUGGUGUUAAUAUGAAAUUUAAUCUUAGACGAUUCAGACAUAAUUUCAAUGUACCAAUUGCAUUGACACAUAUUUUUGAUUGGAAAAUGUUAUUAUUUGCUACCAUAACACCAAUUGCUUGUUUCUCUCUUUUCAAAUCAUUUAUUUUUGAUCCAAUUUCAAGUUAUUGGAAGAAGAAGGAUAUUAAGAAUCAACGUAAGACUGCCUUCCUUGCAACACAAGAAAAGAGACAAAAGGCACUUGCUGAAUUGGAAAAGAUUAGAGAACAAGCACUUCAAUCAAGAAAUGCAGAAGAAGAAGUUAAUGGUUUAGUAAUUAUUAAUGCUAAAUAUGGAGACUUGGAAGGUGAUAUCGAUGAAGGUGAAUAUCCAUCAUGGAUUGAUCUUACUGAUCAACUUCAAUUCUUGGUUUCAAAUUCUAAACUUUACUUGCCAGAAUAUAGCAAGUCAAGAAUGGAAGGUUCUUUUGAUCCUGCACCAGGUGUAUCAAAAACUUUACUUGUUUGGUAUAGAUUUAAUGGUAAAACUCAUAGAGUUGAAGUAGAUGAUGAGGAAGAAUUGAGAAUUCCAAUUCUGGAAGAUGUAAUUGAUAAGACUGAAGGUAAAGCUACUGCUAGUGCAUCCUCAUCAGAUGAUGAAUAUGAAAGUGAUGAAUGA